Dermatophagoides pteronyssinus (European house dust mite) is the source of this 671-nucleotide messenger RNA. RefSeq lists its product as uncharacterized. Lineage: Eukaryota; Metazoa; Arthropoda; Arachnida; Sarcoptiformes; Pyroglyphidae. The record is from RefSeq and is a predicted model, not a curated record.
GAAAGUAUCAUCAAAAUAUUUGAAUUUAACCGAAUUUGGCCAUCGUUUUGAUGAUAACAAUGAUGGUGAUCGACAAAAAUUUGUUGAAAAAAUUGUGGAAAAUUUAUGUAAACGUUUGGAUAUGAUGAUGAUGAUGACAACAACCGAUGGUAAUAAUGUGGAUGAAUCAAAAAUGACUUUGCAUCGACAACAGCCUGCAGUUGAUCAAAUGCUGAAUCAUGUUGGUGAUGAUGAAAAUAAUUCAUCUAAUCAUCAUUGUCAUCUGAUGAAUGAAUUGGAAAAAAUUUCAAAAGAAAAAAAUGAAUUAGAGCAGAAAUUGAAUGAAUUGCAAUCAAAGCAACAACAGCAAUCAGCAACAACAACAGAAUCGGUCAAUCUGGAGACAAAUCAUGCAGUCCAAUCAUCCGCUGCAACAGAAUUUUCAAUUCGUGAAGAACCUGAAGGUGCAAAUAAUACGGAUUCGGAUUUAAACAUCAAUAAUCAGGAUAAUUAUCAGCAAGAAGAAUUUGAUAAUCAAAAUCGUUUGAUCAAAGAAUUGGAAACGAAACUUUCAACAUUGACGGCUGAACAUGAUGAUCUUUGUCAACGUUAUCAUUCAUCACAGAAUGAAAAUCAAAUUUUCGAAAGAAGAUUUAAAGAAACUGAAGAAGAAAGUGUUAAAUUACAACAUC